AUGAACCCCUGCGGAAACAACGUUUGCACCUGUGGAGCCUCUUGCGGCUGCGGCUCCGGAUGCCAGUGCGGUAAGAAGGCUGCCGAGGCCCAGUCGGCUGCUGCCUGCAACUGCAAGAGCGGCUCCGGCGAGAAGUGCACCUGCGCUGGCUCGUGCGGAUGCGCUGCCAAGACUACCGGCUGCGGCUGCAACUCUGGUUCCCAGUGCACCUGCGCCGCCGGUACUUGCGCCUGCAAGUAA
Molecule: messenger RNA, 240 nt
Organism: Linnemannia hyalina
Lineage: Eukaryota; Fungi; Mortierellomycota; Mortierellomycetes; Mortierellales; Mortierellaceae
Source: the annotation of a GenBank genome assembly